AUGACCUUCCUUACACUAUUUCCCUUUUAUUUCGCUUUUUUCUUUUUCCUUUUAUUUUGCUUCUUUCCUUUUCCUUUUCUUUCGUUUCUUUCUUUGUCAUUUCAUUUUCUUUCUAUCUUUUUCAUUUUCUUUCGUUUCUUUCUUUUUCAUUUUAUUUUAUUUCUUUUUUCAUUUUAUUUUGUUUCUUUCUUUUUCAUUUUAUUUUGUUUCUUUUUUCAUUUUAUUUUGCUUCUUUCUUUUUCAUUUUAUUUUGUUUCUUUUUUAUUUUAUUUUGCUUCUUUCUUUUUCAUUUUAUUUUGUUUCUUUCUUUUUCAUUUUAUUUUGCUUCAUUCUUUUUCCUUUUAUUUUGUUUCUUUUUUAUUUUAUUUUGCUUCUUUCUUUUUCAUUUUAUUUUGUUUCUUUUCAUUUUUUAUUUUUUCAUUUUUUUUCUUUUUUUUUUAUUUUGCUUCUUUUCUUUUUUAUUUUAUUUUGCUUCUUUCUUUUUCCUUUUAUUUUGUUUCUUUUUCAUUUUAUUUUGUUUCUUUUUUCAUUUUAUUUUGCUUCUUUCUUUUUCAUUUUAUUUUGUUUCUUUCUUUUUCCUUUUAUUUUGUUUCUUUCUUUUUCAUUUUAUUUUGUUUCUUUUCUUUCAUUUUAUUUUGCUUCUUUCUUUUUCAUUUUAUUUUGUUUCUUUCUUUUUCCUUUUAUUUUGCUUCAUUCUUUUUCAUUUUAUUUUGUUUCUUUUCUUUCAUUUUAUUUUGCUUCUUUCUUUUUCAUUGUAUUUUGCUUCUUUCUUUUUCAUUGUAUUUUGUUUCAUUUUUUCAAUUUAUUUUGCUUCUUUCUUUUUCCUUUUAUUUUGUUUCUUUCUUUUUCCUUUUAUUUUGUUUCUUUCUUUUUCAUUUUAUUUUGUUUCUUUUCUUUCAUUUUAUUUUGCUUCUUUUCUUUCAUUUUAUUUUGCUUCUUUCUUUUUCAUUUUAUUUUGUUUCUUUCUUUUUCCUUUUAUUUUGUUUCUUUCUUUUUCCUUUUAUUUUGUUUCUUUCUUUUUCAUUUUAUUUUGCUUCUUUCUUUUUCAUUUUAUUUUGUUUCUUUCUUUUUCAUUUUAUUUUGUUUCUUUCUUUUUCCUUUUAUUUUGCUUCAUUCUUUUUCAUUUUAUUUUGUUUCUUUUCUUUCAUUUUAUUUUGCUUCUUUCUUUUUCAUUGUAUUUUGCUUCUUUCUUUUUCAUUGUAUUUUGUUUCAUUUUUUCAAUUUAUUUUGCUUCUUUCUUUUCCUUUUUAUUUUGUUUUUUCUUUUUUUCCUUUUUAUUUUGUUUUUUCUUUUUCCUUUUAUUUUGUUUUUUCUUUUUUCAUUUUAUUUUUGUUUUCUUUUUCUUUCAUUUUAUUUUUUCUUUCUUUUUCAUUUUAUUUUGUUUUCUUUUUUUUUUCAUUUUAUUUUGUUUCUUUCUUUUUCCUUUAUUUUGUUUCUUUUCUUUCAUUUUAUUUUGCUUCUUUUUUUUCAUUUUUUUUUUUUUCUUUUUUUUCCUUUUAUUUUGCUUCAUUCUUUUCAUUUUAUUUUGUUUUUUUCUUUCAUUUUAUUUUGCUUCUUUUUUUUUCAUUGUAUUUUUCUUUUCUUUUCAUUGUAUUUUUUGUUUCAUUUUUUCAAUUUAUUUUACUUCUUUCUUUUUCAUUUUAUUUUGCUUCUUUCUUUUUCCUUUUAUUUUGUUUAUUUUUCAUUUUAUAUUUGUUUCUUUUUUGUUCAUUUUAUUUUCUUUCUUCCUUUUUUGUCUAA
Molecule: messenger RNA, 1740 nt
Organism: Acanthosepion pharaonis
Lineage: Eukaryota; Metazoa; Mollusca; Cephalopoda; Sepiida; Sepiidae
Source: the annotation of a GenBank genome assembly